Apaloderma vittatum (bar-tailed trogon) is the source of this 2835-nucleotide messenger RNA. It is a transcript of the gene PDZRN4, whose product is annotated as PDZ domain containing ring finger 4. The coding region runs from base 1 to 2334 and encodes 777 amino acids. Lineage: Eukaryota; Metazoa; Chordata; Aves; Trogoniformes; Trogonidae. The transcript has 8 exons. Gene Ontology annotation, molecular function: protein binding. The record is from RefSeq and is a predicted model, not a curated record.
AUGGGCUGCAAUCUGUGCACUUUUCAGAAGAGAGAGGAGCACUACAAACUGCUCUAUGAAGUUUCACAGGUCAAUGGGAAGGACCUCUCCAAGGCCACUCAUGAAGAAGCAGUGGAAGCUUUUCGCAAUGCCAAGGAGCCAAUUGUAGUUCAGGUUUUACGACGAGCCCCAAUUAGCAAAGCUCAAGGUAGCUCUCAGGAUGUUCGGCUUGUGGAUGCCAGUACUCAGACUGACAUAACUUUCGAGCACAUUAUGGCUCUGGCCAAACUAAGGCCCUCCACACCACCAGUUCCUGAUAUCUGCCCUUUUCUGCUUUCAGACAGCUGCCAUUCUCUUCAUCCAGUGGAGCAUGAAUUUUAUGAAGGUAAUGAGUAUCUUUCCAGCUUGCCUGCUGAUGCAGAUAGAGCAGAGGACUUUGAGUAUGAGGAGGUGGAGCUGUGCCGCGUUAGCAGCCAGGAGAAGCUGGGGCUGACUGUCUGCUACAGAACUGAUGAUGAGGAGGAUACAGGGAUCUAUGUCAGCGAGGUUGAUCCAAACAGCAUUGCUGCCAGAGAUGGCCGGAUCCGUGAAGGAGACCGCAUUUUGCAAAUAAAUGGCCAAGAUGUCCAGAAUCGGGAGGAGGCAGUAGCAUUGCUCUCCAGCGAAGAAUGCAAGAAAAUUGUGUUGCUGGUCGCAAGACCGGAGAUGCAGCUGGAGGAAGGCUGGCUGGAUGAUGAAAGGAAUGAAUUCUUAGAGGAGUUAAACUUGGAAAUGUUGGAAGAGCAGCAUAAUGAAGCGAUGCAGCACACAGCCAACGAGGUGGAGCAGCCAAAGAAACAUGAAGAGGAGGAUGGCACUACAGACACAGCAACCUCAUCAUCCAACAACCAUGAGAAGGACAGUGGGGUGGGACCUACAGAUGAAAGUCUGCGCAAUGACGAGAGCUCUGAGCAAGAAAAUGCACCCGAGGAGCAGAGCAGCGGUACCCUGCAGAGCAAACGGGAGCUGGGCCACAGCCAAGAUACGUUAGGAAGUGUUGAGCUCCAGUGCAACGAAAGCUUUGUGUCUGGGGAAUACAUUGAAUCUGAUUUCAUCGGAAACCCAGAGGAGGAAUGUGAAAGAUUUCGGCAGCUCUUGGAACUGAAGUGCAAGAUCCGAAACCAUGGGGAGUAUGACCUGUACUAUUCGAGCAGCAUGAUAGAGUGCAACAGAAGAGAGCAAGAUGGAGUGGAGCAUGAGCUGCAGCUACUCAAUGAGGAACUGAGGAACAUUGAACUUGAAUGUCAGAAUAUUAUGCAAGCUCACCGGCUUCAAAAGGUGAGGGAUCAGUACGGAGACAUUUGGGCAUUACAUGACGAAGGAUUCAGGAAUUACAACACCAGCAUAGAUGUACAAAGAGGCAAACUGGAUGACAUCAUAGAGCACCCUGAGAAGUCUGACAAGGACAGCUCCAGUGCCUAUAACACGGCCGAAAGUUGCAGGAGCACUCCGCUGACAGUGGAGCGAUCCCCUGAUAACUCUCUCCAGAGGAUGAUCAGCAUAACCAACAGAAAAAACCUGAGAAGCACAAUCGUGGCUAAUCAGUCAUCCUCAGGACAAAGCAACAGGGAGACAACUUCAGCCAAAACCAAACCCGCCGAGCAAAACGGCGCUGCUGAGAACGCAGUGCUGGCAUCAGAAAGCAGCAAAUUCACAGACCAAGAAAAGCAGAGCAGCGAGCACAUUCCCUACCUGUCUCCAUAUCACAGCUCUUCUUACAGGUACGGGAAUAUACCUGCUCAUGCAAAGCAUUAUCAAAGCUACAUGCAGCUGAUCCAGCAGAAGUCUGCUGUGGAGUAUGCCCAAAGCCAGCUCAGCCUGGUGAGCAUGUGCAAAGAUUCACAGAAGUGUCCGGAGCCCAAGAUGGAAUGGAAAGUGAAAAUAAGGAGUGAUGGGACGAGAUACAUCACAAAGAGACCAGUUCGAGACAGAAUCCUGAAGGAACGUGCCUUAAAAAUUAAAGAGGAGCGCAGUGGGAUGACGACAGAUGAUGAUACAAUGAGUGAGAUGAAGAUGGGUCGCUACUGGAGCAAAGAAGAGCGGAAGCAGCAUUUGGUGCGAGCUAAGGAGCAGAGGAGGCGGCGAGAGUUCAUGAUGAGGAGCAGGCUGGAGUGCCUGAAGGAAAGUCCACAGAGUGGCAGCGAGGGCAAAAAGGAAAUUAACAUUAUUGAACUGAGUCACAAAAAGAUGAUGAAAAAGAGGAACAAGAAAAUCUUGGACAACUGGAUGACAAUCCAAGAACUGAUGACACAUGGUGCUAAAUCUCCAGAUGGCACAAGAGUGCACAAUGCCUUUUUAUCAGUUACUACUGUAUGAAUGCAACUUCUUUCAGAGUAUACUACCAGUUUAGGUAGAGUACGAUUGCCUCGUUCAAUGUGGCAUUUUUAUAUAUUUUGUGACUGUUUACAGUUUGACCUUUUUUGUAAGCAAAAUUACCUGGUAAUUUUUCAUUUGUUUUUCAUAUAACAGUACCUUCUUUAUCUGGCAGUCUUUCUUUAUCCUGCAAUAUAUUCAUAUUAUUCAUUUGUAGGAAAAAAAAAAGAAAAAGAAAAGCAAAACAAAAAAAGUGGAGAAGCCAAUUAAUUUCUUAACCUAAUACAUAUCCUGUAAGUUAAGAUCUGGAUUUAUUUCUCUAGUUUUCUUUUUUCUACUUUAGUAACAAUACAAUACCAAAACAAAAUGCUUUAUACUGUAUCUUUGGCUUAACAAGUUUUAAAGUUUUACAUCUUAGAUUGCAUCUGUUUAUAAAUCAUAUGCCACAUCACAUCAUAUAGAUAAGAAUGACAUUUUUCCAACUACACAUUGUACAGUGCUCUU